Oreochromis aureus is the source of this 2419-nucleotide messenger RNA. RefSeq names its product G protein-coupled receptor kinase 5 like (gene grk5l). The record is from RefSeq and is a predicted model, not a curated record. Gene Ontology annotation, biological process: protein phosphorylation; signal transduction; regulation of signal transduction. The transcript is spliced from 16 exons. NCBI's taxonomy places the organism in Eukaryota, Metazoa, Chordata, Actinopteri, Cichliformes, Cichlidae. Gene Ontology annotation, cellular component: cytoplasm. Gene Ontology annotation, molecular function: G protein-coupled receptor kinase activity; ATP binding. Bases 480 to 2234 code for a protein of 584 amino acids.
GGAGGAGGGGUCCCGCUGAUGUCCUCUCUCGUGCACUCAGCCAACCCCUGCUGCUGCUGCUGCUGUAAGGUAAAGCUGGCGGUAUCCUAGUGUACCCUUGUUAAGGAUCCGCCGCCGAAAGAACCCGGUUUGCAGACAUCGGAUCUUCCAGAAAUAAUUAUUUUAUGCGUCGGGGAGAUUUCCUACCCAAAUUACGCAUGGAAUGGUUUUGGGGGGAUUGGAGUAGAAAUGCAGCGCCGCACUUCCAGCCCACAACGAGAACCAUGCCCAGCUUACACUGCAAGCAAAUUUAUGACAUCCUGUUUUAUCCUUUACGACUUUGAUAUGAGUGAAUUUUACUCGGAUAGUGACCAGGAGUGAAGAAAAAGAAACGCAUCGCACAGAGCUGAAGGACGCUGUAUUCGCCGCAGACGUUUGUGUGCCGAGAAACCUCUACGUUUAGGAUUUUUUUUUUCUUUUUCUCUUUUUUUUUCUUUUUGAUGGAGCUGGAGAACAUAGUAGCCAACACUGUACUGCUAAAAGCCAGAGAGGGUGGAGGAGGGAAAAGGAAAGGAAGGAGCAAAAAAUGGAAGGAGAUCCUUCGUUUUCCCCAUAUAAGUCAGUGUACUGAACUGGGAAACAGCAUCGAGAGGGAAUAUUUCAGCAUCUGUGAGAAACAGCCUAUCGGACGACUUCUCUUCCGUCUUUUCUGUGAGACCAGACCGAAACUGCAGCGAUGCAUCCAGCUGCUGGAUGCGAUGGAAGACUAUGAGGUAACACCUGAUGAAAAAAGAAAAAGCAGAGGGUGCCAGAUCAUCAAGGCCUUUCUAUCAGAAAAUUCACCUCAGCGUGUAGACAUAGCAGAGGUUUUUGCAGACCAGUGCAGAGAGAACCUCGAGCUGAGUCCAUGUAAGGAGAUCUUCAGCAACUGCCGCAAGGCUGUCCAUGACUACCUGAGUGGAGCUCCGUUUGCAGACUACCAGAACAGCAUGUACUUUGACCGCUUUCUACAGUGGAAGAUGCUGGAGAGGCAACCAAUCACUAAGGACACGUUCAGACAGUACCGAGUGCUGGGAAAGGGGGGAUUUGGAGAGGUAUGUGCCUGCCAGGUUCGAGCAACGGGGAAGAUGUACGCCUGCAAGAAGCUGGAGAAGAAGAGGAUAAAGAAGAGGAAAGGAGAGUCCAUGGCUCUCAACGAGAAGCAGAUUUUAGAGAAAGUCAACAGUAGAUUUGUCGUGAGCUUAGCGUACGCGUACGAGACCAAAGACGCCCUGUGUCUGGUGCUGACCAUCAUGAACGGAGGCGACCUGAAGUUUCACAUCUACAACAUGGGCACGCCUGGCUUCGACAAAGACAGGGUCCAGUUUUACGCUGCUCAAAUCUGCUGCGGUCUCGAACAUUUGCACAGGGAAUCGAUCGUCUACAGGGAUUUGAAACCUGAGAAUAUCCUAUUAGAUGACAAUGGACACAUUCGCAUUUCUGACUUGGGGCUGGCUAUCAAAGUGCCUGAUGGAGAACUCAUUAGAGGCAGAGUGGGGACAGUAGGCUACAUGGCUCCGGAGGUGAUAAAUAACGAAAAGUACGCCAUGUAUCCUGACUGGUGGGGACUGGGCUGCCUCAUUUACGAGAUGACCGCCGGGCGAUCACCCUUCCGCGCCCGCAAAGAGCGAGUGAAACGGGAGGAAGUGGAGAGGAGGGUGCAGGACGAAGAGGAGGAGUACAACGACAAGUUUACAGAGGAUGCCAAGGCCAUCUGUAGAAUGCUGCUCACCAAAGACCCUAAGCAGAGGCUGGGGUGCAAGGCGGAUGGAGCAGCAGGCGUCAAGGCCCACUCAUUCUUCAAAAACAUCAACUUCAAGAGGAUGGAGGCUGGAAUGGUGGAGCCUCCCUUUGUGCCUGAUCCUCGGGCAGUGUACUGUAAGGAUGUUUUGGACAUAGAGCAGUUCUCCACAGUCAAGGGAGUCAAUUUGGACCAAACAGACAAUGACUUCUACUCCAAAUUCGCUACAGGCAGCGUUUCCAUCCCGUGGCAGAAUGAGAUGAUAGAAACCGAGUGUUUCAGAGAUUUGAAUGUGUUUGGGCCACAUGGGACGAGAUCUCCAGAUUUGGACUGGAACCAGCCGCCAGAGCCACCUCGACGCAGCCUGCUGGACAGGAUCUUCAGGAGGCAUCACCCAGAGGUGUCCAUUUCCAACAGCCGUGUGCAGUCUUCCAGCGUAAACUCUGUGGACUCCAUGUCCAACUCUGCCCCCUAGUGGCAUCGUGGCUGUGUGGGCGCCCCACACACACAAACGCAGAACACAUACACACACACACAUGUACCGUGCAAAGGGAAGGAGCUACCGAGGGCUUCCCUGCUGCUGACUGGUCCACUGUGCUGGGGCCUGAGCAGCAGCUGGAGACAGCCGGUCUAAAAAGCCUUGAUGGUCAGUCCAUUGGG